GCUGAGACAGUGAUGGUGGCCAUGAGUCACCAGUGCCAGCAAAAGCGGAACAGGACCAGGAUUCUGCGCUACUUCCAGGCGGUGCUGGGCGAGCCGAAGGAAAAGCACCGUUCCCACCCCGCGGCCACAACCUCCCGCCAGGCCCAGGAGUCGCCGAAGGCCGGCGACCCCCAGAAGACGGUCGUCAAAGUCAAGCGCAAGAAGACCAGGAGGGAGCUGAACCGGGCAAAAUUUGGCAAGAAGGUGGUGGAGAAGCUGUUUCGGUGCAAGGCCCCAGCCCGCCUAGCCCAGGCCGUGCCUGCCGCUGACCAGAGUCACUGCAGAGCUGUCGGCAGCCGUCGGGCGCCCGUCCCCAAACCCUCCCUCAACCCUGGCUGGAUUAUAACCCAGAACAGACUCACCCAGCACAUGGGGAUCUUCAACAAGGAGGUCAAGUCCCUCGACAUUGAGCGGCUGUUGAAGGGGCAGCCGGUACGAGAACGCUCCCGGGAGCCGGCAGCUGAGGUGGCGACAGACACAGUGCAGGACAGGAGCUGCACGCCCGCGCAGGCGGAGGCCACGGCUUCCCCGCAGCGGCCCGACCCUUGCACGCCGCUGGGAGACAACCACCGCAACACUCGGGCUUUGUCCGCCACGCCGGUGGAGACGGGCGGCCAACAGCCCCCAGAACCGACGAGGCAGGAGGUCCCACCGCCACCACCCACCACCGACCUGGCCCAGAGACUCGUCAGGACCUUGAAACCCCACCGACUGUUCCCCGGGCAAAACCUGGUGCACAACACGCAGCGGCAACUGAUCGACAUCCUGGUGGAGCGGCAUGGGGGGCAGCCGGGGACCUGGCUUCCGGCAGAGCUGACUAGAACUCCGCAGUCUGGCUUCAUCCCGCCCGACAGAACUGUUGCUGGGGGCAGAUUCACAUCCCCGACGGCUCAGACGAUGGAGGACUCGUUCCUGCUUCAGAGCGACGGCUCGGUCCGUGGACUUCUAUCCAGCACAGCCUCUACAGUGGUAAACGAGGCCUUCCUUCUAGACCAGGUCAAAAGCGGUGAUCUUGGGUGCCGGAAGCAGGAUGCCGGCAGCUUUGCCGGGGAGAGUUUGAUGCGAUCUUUGGACCUCUGCCCACCAAAGGGUUCCCCUCCGGGCGGUUGUGCGGCGGCGGGGAGCCGUUCCGGCUAUGGGGGAGCCUUCGACCCGGGCCCCUGGCCCUGGAGCGAUGUGGGCGGCCUGCAGCAGGUGGUGAAGAAGCCGGCAACGCUCCGCAGCUACAGCGCCGGCAGCUCGCUGGCAAGGAUCCUGGAGGCCCACAGGUCGCUGGCACAGGAGCGGCGGAGCUCGCCGUGCCAGAAUCCAGGCAAGGGGCUGUGGGUGGGCGAGGCCUUGGCGGGUGGGGACGGGCCUAAUGGGAUCAGGCAGGCCACAUGGCACGAUGCUCAGCGCCCGGGCAGGGAGCCGCCCGAGGGGGGCGAUUAUCGCCCCUGCUUCCCCCCCGCCUCCCCUUGGCCCUUCGCCCAGAAGCCUCCCUUGGAUGGGGGGAACCGGCCCCGGUGGUCCUGGGCUGGGGAGAAGGAUGGAGCAAGUCCCGGCCCAUCUCACCUCCUCCACAGCCACAGCUCGGCCUGGCUGCGCACCCCCCUGCCGGAGAACCGUGCACGUCCCCGUGGCUGGGCUGGCUGCAGGGAGGGUCCGGCCCUCCCCUCUGGGGCCCCUGACUGGAGGGCCAGCGGCGUUCCCAUCUCCUGGUGUUACCCGCCAUCAGAGAGCCUGGAGUGGAGCGAUUCCCCGCCGCCCAGCUGGUUGAGUGUGGCCCACAGAGUGUUGCAGAAGAACAGCCCAGAGGACUGGGUCUUCCCCAGGAUGAGAAUGUACUGAGCAAGCAGGGCCGGCGGGCAGCAUCCGGGACCCCCAUCACCAUGCAGGGCCCCAAAACCCCUACCCUCUGUACCAAACCGGGUUGGGAACCAACCAGGCUACCCCAUCACCGGGCAGCACCCCAACACCUACCCUCUGUACCAAACCAGGCCGGGCUGCAACCGGGACCCCCAUCACCGGGCAGGGCCCCAAAAACUCCACCCUCUGUACCAAACCAGGCUGGGCAGCAUCCGAGACCCCUAUUACCAUGCAGGGCCCCAAAACCUCCACCCUCUGUACCAAACCAGGCUGGGCAGCAUCCGAGACCCCUAUUACCAUGCAGGGCCCCAAAACCCCUACCCUCUGUACCAAAC
Molecule: messenger RNA, 2222 nt
Organism: Amblyraja radiata (thorny skate)
Lineage: Eukaryota; Metazoa; Chordata; Chondrichthyes; Rajiformes; Rajidae
Exons: 3
Coding region: 13-1869 (618 amino acids)
Source: RefSeq, a predicted model, not a curated record